Molecule: messenger RNA, 3897 nt
Organism: Bemisia tabaci
Lineage: Eukaryota; Metazoa; Arthropoda; Insecta; Hemiptera; Aleyrodidae
Source: RefSeq, a predicted model, not a curated record
GAACAUUUCUAACCUCAAAUUUCCCCGUCCGGCUAGUUUUUGAGCUUUUCCUAAAAUUCAGCGCUUUUGUGAUAAAACUUUCAUGCCUUACGUAAUUUUCACGCUUUCCUUCGAAGUGUAAUUCGAAACUGACGCGGUGACUAAUAAGCAAUUGAUUCUUUUGUGUGCUCAGUUUAAUACGAGUUGUCAGAAUGUCUGGUGAAGUUCAAAUGUUGAUUGAUAUGGGGUUUUCAAAGGAGCUCGCUGAGAAGGGAUUGCAAAAUACAACCGGAGGAGUUGAACCUGCCCUUGAGUGGAUUUUGGCUCAUCAAACUGAGAUGACACCAUCUGGCAGCAAAGCAGCUGAAACAGAAGCUGCUCCUGCACCUGCCUCUGAAUCAACCAGCAAUGGACAGAGUUCAGAGAACAGUUCUGAAAACGCAGCUGCUGAUGCCUCUGCAAAGUCAAUUAAGUGUGACGAGUGUGGGAAAUUAUUCAGGACUCAGUUAGAAGUUGAAUUUCACGCCGGUAAAUCUGGGCACAGUGCAUUCUCAGAAUCAACGGAGGAGAAAAAACCAUUAACGGAAGAAGAAAAGCAAGAGCAGUUGCGGAAAGUUGAAGAGCUAUUGAAGCAGAAACGUGCUGAAAGAGCAGAACAAGAGAAGAGGGAUGCGCUGGAGAGAGAAAGAAUUAGGAUCAAGUCUGGAAAAGAAAUGAUUGCCGCUAAAAAAAAACUAGAGGAGGAUGAAAUAAAGAAAAUGGCGGAACUUCGCAGGAGAGAAAAGGAAGAAGAGAGAGUAGCCCGAGAAAGAGUACGAAAACAAAUAGAAGCCGACAAACUCGCCAGAAAAUUGAAGUACAGUACUCCAGAUUCUCAGAAUGCAGCAGCAGUAACAUCACCACCUCCUGCACCUGUACCUGUUUCCUCAGCUCCGGCAGUUAAGAAAGAUUAUACCGAGACGAAAAUUCAGAUUCGAUUAACCAAUGGACAAGCCUUAACUCAGACAUUCAGUUGCAAAGAGCAGCUAUCAGCGGUAAGACUGUAUGUUGAGCUUCACCGUACAGAUGGACAAGGUCCAUUCUCUCUCAUGACUAAUUUCCCAAAGAAGAAAUUUACAGAUGAGGAUUAUCAGAAACCACUAGAAGUGCUUGGGCUUGUUCCAUCUGCUGUUGUAAUUGUGACCAAAGCAGUUUAAAUUUCGGCCUAAUUCUCUCAACAUCUGAUCUGCCCAGUUAUGAAUGAAGUGUGAUCAUAUAUUCUUGUGUAUAGGUUACCACUAAAGUUAGGAGCCUUGUUGAUAUUGAGAACAAAUACUUACUUUAGACUUUAAUUGGUUUGAUUGAAGAUAGGUUAUUCAUCUGGAAGACCAGCAAAUGUAACUGAUGAGAGUAGCAUCUAUCAUAAGUAGCUGAUAAAAUCCUAUUAUUGUACAAAAUCAUAAAAUUAAAAAAAAAAAUGGAAGGAAGAAGUUACUGGGUGUACCUCGAUGAGCAGUAACUUCCUUGCUGACUCUCCUGAGUUUGGCUAAAGUCGCUUUGUUUGUUUCGAUAAUUUUCAAAGGUCUGUUAAAUUAUCAAAAUUAAUAAUCUCUAGAUUUUGUAUGAAGAGAAUCCUGUAAGGAAAUCAAAAUGCAUUUAAAGCAAUUAAGUCCAUAUAGUUGAAUGUUAUCUAAUGGGUCUGUAGCACGCAAGAGAUGCAGUCAAGUGAAUUGAGAAUUGACAUUUUAGAGUUAGAAUCAAACAAUAAUCACAAUGGGCAAAUCCAAGAAGUUUUAAAUCUACCAUUUAGCUUACUAUUUGGGUAGUUUGUAACUUGCUUUUUCGAAUUUCCCACAUCCGCAAGAAUUUUUUUCCUAGUCAAUGGCGACCACGUUUGUUUAGAGAGAGGUGUAAGAAAACUUAACCCAACUAAACAAGCAACCUUGCAAAUUGUUACAAACUUUCCUUAUGUAAGAUUCCAGUUGAUUUGAAGCUUUGUUUUUGUAAAUAAAGAAAUGAGGAGGGAAGGAACAUUUGAAAAUGUUUGAAAUCAUUCGUGAGAAAAAGUUUGAGGAGUUGUUUGUUUAAUUAAGUAAAGCUUUUAACAUCUUCUUCUGGACAAAUCUGAUCACUGGUGACGAAGACGAAUUGCCGGCAACACAUACACAAAUCGUGACUCACAUUUCGUAAAUUUCGUACUGAAUAGCGGAUUUCAGACUCUCUUGAUGUCCCCACUGUGAUUUAUGUGUGAUGUUACCAAUGGCAAAAGACCCUUCUUAAACCAGAAUCAUUUUUAGAAUAAUCUGCAUUUUUGAAGCUUUGUCAUUUAAUUACAUUAAGUACUGUAAAGAAGAUUUUGAUACAUAAAAGUUUUCAAGAGAAAAGUGAUGAUCGAAAUUGAGGUGGUUUCAAUUCUUAAACUUUCAGAAUAACCUGAUCUAGAUUCAUACUUCAAACGUCAAGCAAUCUCUCUCUCAAAAUUGACCUGAGGUGAGAAAAAUGUAUUUUUUGGCAAGUUUCCAUUAGGUAGGCCACAACUGUCUAUUGUUACUGAUCCUACUGUGAGUCCCAGAAACAAGACAAAGCUUUCGGGAAGUUCGUUUGAUGUUGACACAAUGAACUGCUGCAAAUGUAAAGGAAGGGGGAAACUGCAAUUCUUUUCUAAUUUUUUAAGUUUUUUUUAUAAAUGUGAAGCUACCUUUUCACUUUUAUUGUUACUUUUAGUCUUUGUGAAUUCGCUCAAUACUUUAGAAGUCAACUACACCUCACUAUUUUUACUAUUGUAUUCUGUUUAUUAUUGAUAUCCUCAGUCUCCGAAGGUUUUACUUAAUUUUUUUGCUGAAAGUAAAUAUAUUUUUUGAUACUUGAGUAGUUAGGGAAGAUCAUUUGGCUAAGAAUAGGUAAGAUUGUUGUGAGAGGAAACUGUGAGAAAAGCUAUAUUUCAGCAACAUCUUUCAACACAUUUGUGUACGACCCCUACAAGAGACUUGAUUGCUUUACUUCUGGUGAGAAAUGAAGUGAUGAAAUACUUCACCGGUGCUCUACGUUCCUCAGGUGUCAUGCGCCUGGAAAUUGGAGGGAGAGGGGGGGCGGGGGAAGGCCAUCAUGGUGUGUGAAAAUAUUGACACCUCGCGCUCACAAUGCACCGUUGAAGACUAUGAUGCAUAGGUAUGCAAAAAGUUGCUUUAGCUCCUAAGAAUUGGGCUUUCCGCUCUUGGUGGCUAGUCCUAAAAUUUUUACUUGAUCAACUUUCACUUUUGCAAUCAUGAAAGAAGUUCAGUUAAUAGUCCUGUUUUGUAAUUCAGAAUUGCUACCCCCACGCAUUUCUCUCGAAAACAUGAUUCAGGGAUUAACAUUCAUUUUCCAGCAUACCUUCAAUGUGGGAUUAAAAACUCAAUAUUAUUUUUGGAUCUCUGUGAAGAAUUGCAUGGAGACUGGAGAGGUAAAGUCCACACCAAAUAAGUGUAUGCACUUCUAAAAUGUGAUAGAAGAGCAUGUGCCGUAAAUCUAGCAUUGAAAGUAAAUGCAAGAAUCAAGAUAGCGGAUUUUCUGUAGCAGCCCAGGAGUGUAUCAACUUAUAUAGAGAAGAGUCUCAUCACAUUAUCUCUGAUAGUAGUCAUCCACAGGGCCAGUGUACAGUUUUGCUGCCCUCAGUCGACAACUGAUUGCUGCCUUUAAAUUCCAAGAGUGAUUACCUUCAAUGACUUGAAAAGCAAGAACUUGAACAGAGGUCAUUACUUUCCGGAUCUGCAGCCAUGGGUUGUGGCCAAUCUCUCCCUCCCCAAUCCGGCCAUGGUCAUCUACCGCCAUUUGAUUUUGAUGAAUAAUAAAUUUUGCCAAUGUAUAUAGAGCCCCCAAAAUAGGGUUUAAUAGUCUCAUUAAAUUCUUUUUUACCAUGAAUGUACUAAGAAAUAAUAAAAGUAUAUACAAAACUCAUUA